GGCGCGGGCUGGUGUGUCGUUAAUACUGUCCGGCGCUGAUACUGAUCAUGGAAGAGCGAUCGGGGGGAGGGGAACGUGCAUCAUACGGCUUCGCGCAGCCACCUGACCAGCUACCACGCCGUCCGGCCGGAUGGUGACGGGCUGCAUCUGCUUCACCGACGCCCCACUGGGCCGGUGCGAAGGCGCUGCUAGCGCGCUAACCUCGGCGUGCGGCCGGAGGGUCGGCGCUAACGUUAGCCGGCUAGCCGCCUAUCGUAGGCGUCCGGCUGGCGGUGAACAUCGGCGGCGGACAUCGGGGCGCUAAAUCCGCCGGCAGCCGAGAAUCAGACAUGAAUUUCCAAGGACGAUGCAGGGAUGACCUAACACGAAAGGUGUAGUUUACUUCCUGAAAGUGGGCAGCCAGGAGGCCCAGCCUCCAGGGAGCGAUGUAGGCCGGGCAUGGUGGAUGCCGUGGCAGAGAGGGGCCAGGGAGCGGAGCAUAAGCCAGACAUAGGCAGAGACGACUGUGAUGGAGCAGCAGGGCUGUAGAGGCAGCGGCGUAGCGUGUGCUAAUGGUUCUGCCGCUGACGCGACUGGCCUACAGCUUCUCUGCGGGGACAUCAAUGUGACAGGCUGUGACAGCAGAUCCCGUGUGACGAUGGGGCAAGAGCGGGGGACCUAUGACUUCUGCAUCGGCUUGGCUCUGGCCAUCAGUUCCAGCAUCUUCAUCGGUGGCAGUUUCAUCUUGAAGAAGAAGGGCCUCCUUCGCCUGGCCCGGAAGGGCUCCAUGCGGGCAGGCCAGGGAGGACACGCAUAUCUGAAAGAGUGGCUCUGGUGGGCUGGGUUACUGUCAAUGGGAGUUGGUGAGGCUGCCAAUUUCGCAGCUUAUGCCUUUGCCCCCGCUACACUUGUCACCCCCCUGGGAGCACUCAGCGUCCUUGUGAGUGCUGUUCUGUCCUCCUACUUCCUGUCCGAGAGGCUCAAUUUGCACGGAAAGCUGGGCUGCGUGCUCAGCGUCCUGGGAUCCACCACCAUGGUGAUCCACGCCCCCCAGGAGGAGGAGAUCAACAGCCUGAAGGACAUGGCUGGCAAACUGGUUGACCCAGGGUUUGUUGUAUUUGCAACAUUCGUGGUCAUCGUAGCACUUAUACUGAUUUUCGUUGUGGGACCUCGACAUGGACAGGUCAACAUUUUAGUCUACAUCACCAUCUGCUCUGUGAUCGGCGCCCUUUCUGUGUCCUGCGUGAAGGGCCUGGGCAUCACGAUUAAGGAGCUGUUUGCAGGAAAGCCAGUCUUCACGAAUCCCUUGUCCUGGAUCCUCCUCUUCAGCCUGGUUACCUGCGUGAGCACACAGAUCAACUACCUGAACAAGGCUCUGGACAUCUUCAACACCUCCCUGGUGACACCCAUCUACUACGUGUUCUUCACCACGUCGGUGCUCACGUGCUCGGCCAUCCUCUUCAAGGAGUGGGAGAGCAUGAGUGCCAGUGACAUCAUUGGCACCAUCAGCGGCUUCGCCACCAUCAUCAUAGGGAUCUUCCUCCUCCACGCCUUCAAGGACGUCAACAUCAGCCUGGCCAGCUUGGCCGUGUCCAUCCGCAAAGAGGAGCGGGCCCUGCCGGUUUCCAACGGGCUGGCGACACAUGCUGCGUACCAACUUCUGGAUGACACCAUCGUAGCCGACAUGGAGGACAGGGAGGCAGGUCUGCCGUUCGACAGCGUCUCCAGGAGGAACGGCUCUAUGGUCUCCUUGUAGGGAGGCUUUAUGGGAGAAUUCCCAAGAUGGUGGACCAUUGCACUAAACUGAUGUGCAGCAUUUUUUUGAUAUAGAAUCAAAAAUAUCAGACAAUCCCAUAGCAAAGUGGACCAAUGGAUUGUCCUGAUGUUUUCAUUUGCCUUAUGUUUUUGUUUUUUAAGUUGACUACAUGGUUAGGGAUCACUUCCAUGUAGGACUGAAUCUUUUUUCCGAUAUUUUUAAAAUUACUUUCUUAUACUCUGUGUACAGAGAUCUGUAUUUACAUGCACUGAGCUCAUUUCUACAAAUUAAAUGAAGAAAAAGGUCAGAUGCUUUAACUUCAAUAAAUCCAGUCCCAAUGGGAUUUUCAUGUGAUUCCA
Messenger RNA from Paramormyrops kingsleyae, 2094 nucleotides. It is a transcript of the gene nipa2, whose product is annotated as NIPA magnesium transporter 2. Gene Ontology annotation, cellular component: membrane. Gene Ontology annotation, biological process: magnesium ion transport. The record is from RefSeq and is a predicted model, not a curated record. NCBI's taxonomy places the organism in Eukaryota, Metazoa, Chordata, Actinopteri, Osteoglossiformes, Mormyridae. Gene Ontology annotation, molecular function: magnesium ion transmembrane transporter activity.